AGAAAAUCACAGUGAAAAAUCACCGUGAUUUUGUCACGUCGAUCACUCAGGUCACAAAAAUAGGAAAUGGAAUUCGUUUUUCAUUCUUGUGAUCCAAAAUAACCUUCACACUUUCACAGGCUUAGGACUGUCGCAUUUUUAACAUUAAUAUUGUAUUGUUUAUAAAUUUUCAACACAAUUCCUCGUAAUUGGUUUAUAAUAAUAUCGAUUUUAGUGCUAUUAUGUGUCCCAUUACGUGGGAAAAUUAUAUCAGAUUAAUGCGGCGUGUUUAUUAUUUUGAAUCAUUAUUUACAUUGAUUUUAUAUGUACAGAUUAAUUUAUAUAUUUACAUAUUUAUGUACAUCAUAUUAUUUUCAUUUUUGCUUCUUUCCUGGGUAUGAUUACUGUGACAUGUAGUUAAAAUUUAAAAACAGCAACUGUUGCACUUUUCGUACGCCAAGUCUGGUACGUCGUUCGUUUAGAAUAUUGCCAGCUUUGGAAAAAAGCCUCUCACAGGGUACAGAAGUCGCUAAGAAGUUGAGCUUUUUUCUCGCUAAAACAGCGAGAUGUGGAUAACUGUGCUGGAAAGUAUGCCACCACUGUAGCGGGUCUUCUACUCUUCCCAAUGGUGGUAAAUCCAAGUACCUCUGUACUUCUAGGAUAGCUUGCGAAUGGGGAGUUCCUUCGGGACGCGCUGCUUGGAUUAUAAUAUCGUAUUCGCCCCAAAUAUCAAAUCUAGGCUUUUUUGCUGCAGGUUCUGCAAGUUCAGGCUCUUCCACGCGUUCUGGCUGCCGAGUUGCUUCUGUUCUUCUUAUUAAACCCGUAACCAGUUCUGUCACAGAUUUUUUGGCUUCAGCCGCAUAUAUUUGGCUCUGAAACACGUGAAGCUUAAAACGCGGGUCGAGCAUAGUAGUAAUUCCGAUGGUCUUACUACAUUCCAAAUUUGCAAACCGUCUUCCUGUUUCUGCCCUGAGAGACGAUAUUGUUCUUUUUGUAACUUCGUGGAGAGUAUCGACGAAGUCUUCCACGAGUGGGUCUUCUGUUAUCUGCAGCAUUUGGUUGAGUGCUGACAUUAGACCCCUUGUUAAAAUAAGUAUCUGGCUACCAGACACAUAUCUCUCGCCACUCAUAGUCUCUGUAAGCUGAUGGAAUGGCUUCAACACUGUACACAAUUCCCGACAUAUCCGCCACUCAUCCGGUGUCAAGGACUCCCACCUCUCAUCCAUUAAGGCCAUUGUUGCUUUGAUGGCAUCUUCAAGCUCGACAAAGCGCUCCAACAUUUUUAAUGUCGAGUUCCAUCUUGUUGCCACAUCUUGGAGAACUUUUUUAGGUGCAGAAAUACCGUUUUGUUUUUGAUAACUGACUAACUUUUCGGUAGCUUUCACGCUUUUCUUAUAGUGUGAAACAAUGUUUUUUACUUUAUUUAUAAGACGCCGUACUUCUUCGUCUGCAGUAUCCUCCACUGUACAAUUCUUCACUAUUAAAUUAAGCGUGUGGGCGUAGCAACCAAAAUGCUUCCAUCCCAUUUUCUCAACAGCACUUCUCAUGUUGCUGGCAUUGUCAGUUACAACUAUUAACACUUUGUCUUUAAGUUUCCAAUUUUCGACAAUGCGGAGUACGUGUUCUUUAAUAUUUUCGGCCGUAUGCGAACCCGGCAAAAUUGUGCAGUCCAACAGCACUGACUUAAUUUGAAAGCUUGGAUCUAUGUAGUGUGCUGUUAGUCCCAAGUAAGCGUCAUUUACGCUGGAUGUCCAAAUAUCAGUCGUCAGACAUAUGCUUUCUGCGUCAGUUUCCAGUUUGAUCUUCAUUUUUGUCAUGCACGUUUCAUAUAGUGCAGGCAAAUAAUUAUUCGAGAGGACUUUCCUAUUUGGCAACUGAUAAGAGGGGUUCAGGCCUUCCACAAACGCCUUGAAACCUCGAUCUUCAACUAUGGAAAAUGGUUGAUAAUCGUAAAUGAACAACUGCAUCAGCAGGUUGUCCAGUUUCUUUUUUUCGUUAGGGGUUAUUUUCUUUUUUAUAUAUCGAGCCAUAGUUUGGUUCAACAAAACUCUUGCCGAUGAUUGUUGUUCUUGCCCAGUGUGAGAUUGAAGAGGUGUCAGGGGUUCAAGACGCGGUUGGGACGAUGCAGAAGGCUCUGGUUGUGGUUGGGACGUUGUAGAGGGCUCAGGUUGGGGUUGGGACGAUGUAGGUGGUUCUGGAUGCGACUGAGUUAUUUUCGUGGACACGAACUGUAUUGUCGGAUGUUUUCUCUCCAAAUGUUUUUUUAAAUUCGUUGUUGAUGAUUUGUAACUAAGUUUUGUUUGACAAAUUUUACAAUUUGCCAUUUUAUUUCCACCCAAGUCUUCAAAACAGUUCCACAAAUUACUUGAUUUAAUUUUUCGUGAAUCCGCCAUUUUUAACAGUUUAUGAUAAUAUUUAAAACUAACCCUACAAAAACCUACGCUAAUUAUAUGUACACUUAAUUACUUUUAUACACCAAACUAUCUAUAAACAAUGAAAAAUAUAUUUACACACUUUAAUUUUACUUAAUCAAAUAAACAAACGAAAAUAAAUCUUGGAAAACGCAAAAAUUACUCCCACAAUUACUUCCGAAUUGAAUGCACCUGUCACAGUGAUUCGUUUUUUCAUUUUCGCGCCAAAUUUCAGGACACGGAAAACAUAGACCUUUAAAUAUGUAGAUAUGAUCAGUGUUAUGCAAGUAGACAAAACACUUUCAGAGUACAGUAGCAUAAAUAAAACAGUGUUAGCCAAAACAAGUAAACAAGUAACAGGUUUAAAUCAAACUUUAUUAAAUUAUAGGUAUUAAAAAAAAGUUUUAUAAUAAUACAAUCAAUACUUACAUAAUAAACAAAAUAUAACAAGUACUUUAUAAUUAUUACUUCUUACAUACAUAAACUCACGUCUAUUCUAAUCUUCAUCACUAUAAAAUAUCUAAUUUAUCGUAUUUUAUUUUCAUAUCUUAGCUGAAAUUAUUUUAUUCAUCUGUUCCAUUCUAACAAUUAUUAACUCAAUCAACUCUACGUAGAGAAAAAGCGCCAAUAAAAAAUGACCAGCGGUCGUGGCGCUAGUUUCGCAGUUUCCGCAUAGAUUUACUAUAUUUUGUCAUAUAUUUCAUUUAGUUCCAUUUAAACUCGCGGUUCACGGAGCCGCGGCCGUUGCAUGCGUGAAUGAACGAAACUAGCUGUCUUUCUCUCUCGCACUAGCCGAAGGGGCACCGGAGAAGUACGAACGAAUGUUAUUUCGCUUGGAUUCGCGUCAGUAGUGAAAUGAGUGACUGAGAACAAAACAUGUACCGGAACUAUGGAACUGAGAAGGAACGACAUACGUUACUCGGAACGUUGUUACUUCGCCAGCAGUCACAGUGAUAACUUUAGAUAUCAGAUCACGGUGAUUUUUUCACCGUGACGUUAUUUAUCACCCACCUCUAGAAGUGAUGAUAAAUAUAAACAUUGCAAGUUUUUAGAUUGUUUGCAUAAUUUUCUUAAGAUUUGUGUAUUAUAAAGUAUAAAUGAUAUGUAAAUUUUAUUUUUUACACUUUAAACAAAUCCAUAUUCAGACAUGUUGCUAAAUACAGCGCUGAACUUUAUUAAAUUUAAGGUUAGUUUAUUGCAUGUGUUUUGUAACUUGCAAAACAAUUUUGUCCGUUGGAAUUUAGUUGUUUACCAAAUUUAUUUACAGGCAAAUGUUUGUCGAAACUGUCGAGCGGCCGUCCUACAACGAUGCUCCUUCAGUCAAGAUCUGGAGACAAAAUAUACUGAUACACAGAAGAAGAAAAUUUUGCAGGUUAUUAAUGAUUCUGAUGCAGUUACGUUAGCUGGGUAUGAAGUAUCAAAAGGCAGAUUAAAAAAGUUUACCCAAUGGAAAAGUAGCAAUGGAGAAAUUAAAAGUGUGUCUGAUGUUGAAAUGAUAGAGGGGUUUUCUGAGAAGACUGCUACUAAACUGUUUGACAGUAUACUAGAGGGUCCGGCCAAGAAAACUGAUAAACGGUCUAGUAAAAUAAAGGGACAGGUUCUACAUCCACACUUGAGUGAGAGUUUGAGAAAGAACUGCAAAACUGUGUUGUCAGUAUACAUAACAGUAAAUUCAGUGUGUUGGACACUAUUUAACCGGAGUAACUAUGAGGUGGUGAGCUGGCAAUAUCAUCCCAUUGACCAUCCUGAAGGCAAGAAGUUUCAGAUCACGGAAAUUUUGGAUAUUGCUUGGAAAGUAACGCAAUGUUUGCCAGUAGCAGACAUAUAUGUGAUGAAAGCAGAAGCUACAACUCUUCGGGCGGCUGGCAGCGACCCUAACAACCCUAAGGUUAUUGCCGUCAAUUUGCAGAAAGCUCAGAUGAUUGCCAUGAUUGUCGCGCUUAUCAAUGCAAGGAGUCACAAUAAAAGCAUUACUCAUGACGAAACUUACCAAGCAGAGGAGAAUUUAAACCAAAGAGUAUAUUUUUUGAGACCUACACUUCCUUUUAGAUUAUACGGUACUCUAGUCGGAAAUGAGAAAGUGUCGACAGACCAAACUGUUGAAAUGCUUUUACAAAACGCCAAUAACGAGUCCUCUAGUAAAUCUCAUUUACUUGUACCUGAUAAACUUCAGAUCAUGUUCAGGAACCAAAAGGACUUACAGAAGGACAUGCUUGGACACUCUCUGUUACUUGGUUUAACUUUCAUGGACAUUUGCAUUUACAAAAACCAAGAGAGUAUAGACAAACUGGUCAAAAGAACUCGAGAAUGAGGUAUGUGUUGUGUUUAUUGAUUGUUUGUUAUUUGAAAAAUAAAUGACGUUGAAUAUUA
Messenger RNA from Pectinophora gossypiella (pink bollworm), 4760 nucleotides. RefSeq lists its product as uncharacterized. The transcript is spliced from 6 exons. The record is from RefSeq and is a predicted model, not a curated record. Gene Ontology annotation, molecular function: DNA polymerase processivity factor activity. Lineage: Eukaryota; Metazoa; Arthropoda; Insecta; Lepidoptera; Gelechiidae. The coding region runs from base 3538 to 4701 and encodes 387 amino acids. Gene Ontology annotation, cellular component: mitochondrial nucleoid. Gene Ontology annotation, biological process: mitochondrial transcription; transcription elongation by mitochondrial RNA polymerase.